This is a messenger RNA of Arvicanthis niloticus (Nile rat), 2107 nucleotides long. It is a transcript of the gene Chmp1a, whose product is annotated as charged multivesicular body protein 1A. Lineage: Eukaryota; Metazoa; Chordata; Mammalia; Rodentia; Muridae. Gene Ontology annotation, biological process: vacuolar transport. The record is from RefSeq and is a predicted model, not a curated record.
GUAGCGACCCCGGAAGUCCUCACGGGUACUGCUGGUCCGUAAGAUCUCGUCCCCUGCGCCGCCCCGAGGGGUGUGCUUGCCCGCCUGGCCAUGGACGACACCCUGUUCCAGUUGAAGUUCACAGCAAAGCAGCUGGAGAAGCUGGCCAAGAAGGCAGAGAAGGACUCCAAGGCUGAGCAGGCCAAAGUGAAGAAGGCCCUUCAGCAGAAGAAUGUGGAAUGUGCCCGUGUGUACGCCGAGAACGCCAUCCGCAAGAAGAAUGAAGGUGUGAACUGGCUCCGGAUGGCGUCCCGUGUGGACGCAGUGGCCUCCAAGGUGCAGACAGCCGUGACCAUGAAGGGGGUGACCAAGAAUAUGGCACAGGUGACCAAAGCUCUGGACAAGGCUCUGAGUGCCAUGGAUCUUCAGAAGGUGUCUGCAGUGAUGGACAGGUUUGAGCAGCAGGUUCAGAACCUGGAUGUGCACACAUCGGUAAUGGAGGAUUCUGUGAGCUCUGCCACUACGCUGACCACACCUCAGGAGCAGGUCGACAGCCUCAUUGUCCAGAUUGCUGAGGAAAAUGGCCUGGAGGUCCUGGACCAGCUGAGCCAGCUUCCAGAGGGAGCCUCUGCUGUGGGCGAGAGCUCUGUGCGCAGCCAGGAGGACCAGCUGUCUCGGAGGUUGGCUGCCCUGAGGAAUUAGCACGUCCUUGGCAGGUGCUGCCUCCCCUGCCUGUGAUGUACUGGGGGCUUCUGCCUGGCCGCGUUCCACUCUCUCCAACUCCUCAUAGCUGCCUUGGCUCUUUUCCAACCUGUCAGGCUGGUGCCUCAGAACUGAGCCUUAGGUUGGGCAGCAGGUCUCUGUCCUGGUAUUGAAUUUGCACAAAUGUGUGGUGACUUCUGUGGGUGUGGGCUACAGCUGGAGGAGGGCACACUUUUUAUUUGUCCUCUCCUAUGUGAGGUUGACAGGGUUUGGCCUGCAGAUAUUUGUGGACUUGAGCCCAGUGCUUUGGGGCCUUCAGAGUCCAGUGACUGCACACCUGCUAUGUGCUGUGGCCAGUGAGGGUCAGAGCCAGUCCUUUGCCAGGCAACUCUUGGGAGCCUCUCCAGGGGUCUCCUCUGCAGACAGGAAACCCCAUUGUGUGACAGCCAUUAGUAGGUUCCUGUGGACUUUGUGUACCAAGGUGUCCAGUGCCACCAUACACUGACCUGGGUCCUUUACAAGUGCUUACUCUCCUCCGUCUUGCCAGGGCUGUAGUCUUGGUGUCCAUUGCCAGCUGACUGAGUCUGCGUGGCCUUUCUGUCCCUCAGCUCCUUCCCCAGCCCGCAGGAACAGAACCACCAUCCAAUUUCUAGUCCAGGACCCUCCUAAGAGAAUCUUACACCAUAGUCUGCAGCUGCCUCUGGAAGAGCUCUGGGCUGCUGGGGCUGAGCUGUCUGCCUGAUGCUGACAGGCCCUCUAGCGUACUCAUUCUUGAAUGGCUGGUUCUCCUGUCCUUUUAGACAAAGGCUGCUGUUUCUGCCUUCUCCAAGGGAGAGCCAGGGUGGCUAACAAGGGAGCCUGGGUCAGUCACUUGUGGCUGCUGGCAGAAAGCUCUUACAUCCUUCUGCACUGAGGAAGCCGGCAGCAAGCAGGUACUGACUGGGCAGCCUGGAGACUGUGUACAGAUUGCUGUUUUAUUUUCUGUCUCCUGAACUUUAUUCAUGUUCUUAAAACUCCUGGUGAUUUUGUUCUUUUGCCAAAGUAGAAAGCACAGCGGAUUUCCCAGCCCUCUGUAGGCUGAGCAGUGCAGCGCUGCCCACAGGUUUACACACAAGCUUGGAGACCACCUGUGUUUGGUUUCUUCUGUUCUGCACUUUGGAGCCCUUGAGUAUUCCACAUUACAAGUUGAUGUUAUAGGGGCUGGAAUUGUUGGCCCUGGAUGUGGGGACCACGAGGCUUUCUGAAAUCAGCCUCCUCCUUGAGAGCAGCUGUGGUCUCGGGACCGCCUGUGAGUCCCCUGGGUCCUGGACAGGACAGGAUUUGUGGAGCACCAGUAGGGAUGGGGGAGCCGGGCUGGGUUCAUCAAAGUGGGCGUGUCUGCCUUUACAGUGCUGUCGUAAGUAAUUAAAGGGAUUGCUGGAGAAUG